Molecule: messenger RNA, 1778 nt
Organism: Esox lucius (northern pike)
Lineage: Eukaryota; Metazoa; Chordata; Actinopteri; Esociformes; Esocidae
Product: pyroglutamyl-peptidase 1
Exons: 5
Coding region: 325-963 (212 amino acids)
Biological process (GO): proteolysis
Cellular component (GO): cytosol
Molecular function (GO): pyroglutamyl-peptidase activity
Source: RefSeq, a predicted model, not a curated record
GUUAGCUUGUCACAUACUCGUGGUGGUAAUAAUGACAGUAAUAAUUCAGCUACCUAAUACAUGGUAAUGAAUGAGUGUUGUGUGUAUAUUUCGAGAAAAUUAACAACUAAGACGAAUGUUUCAAUUAAACCAUUAACUUCUGAAUUGUAUGCGUUCCCGGAAGCGUCGCGAUGUUGCUUGUCUGGGUAUAGAAUAUCUGUGCUCGUUUCUCCUGCAAAAAGAGUAGAUGACUGGUGGUGAAAGAACUGCGAGGAGGAAUUCUCAACUCAACAGAGUAUAAGAAGAAUAGAUUACAUUGUUGCAAAUUUGCUAUAAAUAAAAACUAUGGCUACUAAAAGGAAGGUAAUAGUGACAGGGUUUCAACCUUUUGGAGAACACACGGUCAAUGCUAGCUGGGUGGCAGUGCAGGAACUGGAGCGGCUGGGCUUGGGUCAAAGUGUCGACCUGCACGUCUGUGAGGUACCAGUGGAGUACAAGACAGUUCAGAGUUUACUGCCACAGCUAUGGAAACAACACCAGCCACAGUUAGUGGUCCACGUCGGGGUCUCAGGGAUAGCCACCGCGGUCACACUGGAGAAGUGUGGCCACAACCAUGGCUACAAGCGGGUGGACAACCACGGAUUCUGUCCGGACUCUCAGUGCUGCGUCGACGGGGCUCCUGACUGCAUCGAUUCAGUCAUAGACAUGGGCCUGGUCUGCAAGAAGGUCAACUCGUCCAGUCUGGGCGUGACAGUGGUGGUCUCUGAGGACGCGGGUCGGUACCUAUGUGACUACACCUACUAUAUGUCACUGUACCUGGGGAAGGGCAGGUCAGCGUUUAUCCACGUUCCUCCUCUGGAAAAGCCCUACAGUGCCCAGGACCUGGGCAAAGCUUUGCAGGCUGUGGUCGGGGAGAUGCUGGAGCUCAUGGGUGCAGUUGAAGACGAUGACCUCCAACGCUGCAGCCACCAGCAUGCCCACUGAGGAAUGACCCCUGUAACCCCCUGCUCCGGCCCACAAUGGACAAGUAAAGCACUUAAAAUCUGCUACUCUGUUCGCAGUAAUCUGUGGAGCCGCAGUUGAAGGGUUGGGCAUCAGCCAUCCCUAAGGAGUGUGGAAAAGAAGGACACAUUUUUGAAGAGCCAUGUCCACCUGUAAUAAUGCUAAACUAUAGAUGAGAGUAGGAUCUUUAUUUAUCCAGUGUGCACUGAAGUGUGUAGUGUCACACGCCCUAUGAUUCUGACACCUGUUUUAUCGGUUGUUUUUCACUUUUAACCAGUUCCUCUAUUAGUUCCUGGGGUCACCUGACUAAUCACUGUCACUUUGACACAAUGGUUAAUGUUAUGUGCCAUUUAGUGUAUCGUCCUUCAUGCUGCGUGCCCCUGUGGUCACAUGUUCAAUAUUUGUGGUGUAGUAAUGCAGUGAUGAUGCCCAGUGUGGUCUUGUGGACUAGGAUUCUGCCCCCAGUGUGCAUGCGCUGGUGCAGUGUGGGUUUGAAUUAGUGAAAAUAUUCCUCUUUAUUUCCUCAAUGUCUCUAUCCAAUGUUGCAUGAAUGUGUGAAGAACUCUUCAAAAAAAACAUGCCGUAGUCUGCAGACUGUAUGGUCAACAAUAUAUGUAUUCAACAAGAUUAAUGUACCUCAAGCUUGUGUUGAUAUCUCAGGUGAUGUAUUGCACAUACAAUCAACAUUUGUAAUGUGACAAAUAAUAGAAUGUGAAAAUGUUUAUUUUGUAUCAGAUAUUCUGUAUUUCUGAAUAUGAAACAGGUAUAAUGCUGUAAUUAAAUAUCUGUCUCAGUUG